This is a messenger RNA of Panonychus citri (citrus red mite), 496 nucleotides long. RefSeq names its product oxytocin-neurophysin 1-like. The record is from RefSeq and is a predicted model, not a curated record. Gene Ontology annotation, cellular component: extracellular region; secretory granule. Gene Ontology annotation, molecular function: neurohypophyseal hormone activity. The transcript has 3 exons. NCBI's taxonomy places the organism in Eukaryota, Metazoa, Arthropoda, Arachnida, Trombidiformes, Tetranychidae. Bases 34 to 465 code for a protein of 143 amino acids.
AUAAUGUAGUUGAGCAAUCGAAUUAAGUAAAUCAUGUUGGCCAAGUUCAUUUUAUUAACUUUCCUCGCUAAUUUCCACCUCGAUGAAGCUUGUUUCAUCACUAAUUGUCCACCCGGAGGGAAAAGAUCUCAUGGUGACAUUGACCAUAUGAGAGAAUGUCUUCGUUGUGGUCCAGGUAACAAAGGUCAUUGUGUCAAUUCAAAUGUUUGUUGUGGUUCAGACUUCGGGUGUUUAAUCAACAAUCACUAUUCGGCUCCAUGUAGAGCUGAAAAUUUCAUCCCGAUCCCAUGUAAAGUCCCUGGUAAACUCUGUUCAUCAGGUCAAGGAGUUUGUGUUUCCAAUGGGAUCUGUUGUAGUUCAGGCAAAUGUUUCAAUGAUUUAACCUGUGAAAGUGAUACACCAACUAACGAUGAAUCAAUAAAACGUAUCUUUGAUGCACAAUCUUCACAUACAAGUCAAAUUUAAUUGUUUAAUUUUCAUGACUCUGACAUCAAUC